UUCGGCUCAGGACGCAAAAUGCUUCACUGUUUAUAAAGUGGCAGCCAUCAGGACGGAUAUCCAAAUUCACCAGCAGCAGCUGCCGAAGUAAUUCUUCACACUUACUUAAAGGUCAUUGACUUCAGUCAGAGAUGCCAUAUCUUGUCAUGGGUGUCACUCUCUUGCUACUACUGAGCAGUCUUCCAACUCAAGCUCAAGACUGCACCAGACCUAUAGGAGGAAACAACAUGAAUUUGAAGGACGAAUACAUUCUUUUAGACACAUUCCCAGAUGGGACCAAAGUUAGUUUUGCCUGUGCUGUUGGCCACGUGUCUGCAGGAGGGUCUGCAUCCAUUACUUGUACUGCUGGCAGUUGGAGUACUUUGAUGCUGAAAUGCGAGAGGAGAAACUGUGGCGCUGCUGAAGAAGUGCCAAAUGGAUACGUUGACUACUCUCAAGGGACAGAGUUUGGUGAUGAACUAGUGGUCACUUGCAACAUUGGUUUCAGAUUGGUUGGAAAAACCAACACACGUCUCUGUGGAGCUCAAGGGUGGAUGGGCAGGAUGCCUGAGUGUGAAGUGGUGACUUGUAAUCCCCCACCUCCAGUACAGAACGGCACUUUCAGGCCAGAUCAAGAAGUCUAUCAGUAUGGAGAAGUUGUGGAGUACAGUUGUCAACAAGAUUACACACUCUCUGGAUCAAGAACAAUAUCAUGUUCAGCUGAUGGAGGGUUUGAGCCUUCUCCUCCCACAUGUAUCAAGGUUCACUGUGAAGAACCUGUUAUUGCAAAUGCUAAGUGGAUUUGGGGUUCUCGGCCCCCUCAUGGAUACCAGUCUACGGUGACGUACGUGUGCAAACCUGGGUAUACUAUGAUAGGAGAGUCCACCCUGACAUGUGGAAUAGACAGCCAAUGGUCACCUGGACUUCCAACGUGUCAACUGGUGACUUGUGAUCCGCCACCUACAAUAGUGAAUGGCACUUUCCAUCCAAAGAAAGAAUCUUAUGACUAUAGUGACAUUGUGGAGUACUGUUGUCAAAAAGAUUACACACUCUCUGGAUCCAAAUCAAUAUAUUGUUCAGCCCAUGGAAGGUUUGAGCCUGCUCCUCCCACAUGUAUCAUGGUUCAAUGUGAAGAGCCUGUCAUUAGAAAUGCUGAGUGGAUUUGGGGUUCUCGACCCCCUUAUGGACACCAGUCUACGGUGACGUACAUGUGCAAACCUGGGUAUACUAUGAUAGGAGAGUCCACCCUGACAUGUGGAAGAGAUGGUCAGUGGUCACCUGGACUUCCAACUUGUCAACUGAUUCAGUGUGAAGAGCCUGUUAUUACAAAUGCUGAGUGGAUCUGGGGUUCUCAACCCCCUCAUGGAUACCAGUCUAUGGUGACCUACAUGUGCAAACCUGGGUAUACUAUGAUAGGAGAGUCCACCCUGACAUGUGGAAGAGACGGUCAGUGGUCACCUGGACUUCCAACGUGUCAACCUCAAGACUGCACCAGACCUAUAGGAGGAAACAACAUGAAUUUGAAGGACGAAUACAUUCUUUUAGACACAUUCCCAGAUGGGACCAAAGUUAGUUUUGCCUGUGCUGUUGGCCACGUGUCUGCAGGAGGGUCUGCAUCCAUUACUUGUACUGCUGGCAGUUGGAGUACUUUGAUGCUGAAAUGCGAGAGGAGAAACUGUGGCGCUGAUGAAGAAGUGCCAAAUGGAAAAGUUGACUACCCUCGAGGGACAGAGUUUGGUGAUGAACUAGUGGUCACUUGCAACGUUGGUUUCAGAUUGGUUGGAAAAAACACACGUCUCUGUGGAGCUCAAGGGUGGAUGGGCAGGAUGCCUGAGUGUGAAGUGGUGACUUGUAAUCCCCCACCUCCAGUACAGAACGGCACUUUCAGGCCAGAUAAAGAAGUCUAUCAAAAUGGAGAAGUUGUGGAGUACAGUUGUCAACAAGAUUACACACUCUCUGGAUCAAGAACAAUAUCAUGUUCAGCUGAUGGAGGGUUUGAGCCUUCUCCUCCCACAUGUAUCAAGGUUCACUGUGAAGAACCUGUUAUUGCAAAUGCUAAGUGGAUUUGGGGUUCUCGGCCCCCUCAUGGAUACCAGUCUACGGUGACGUACCAGUGCAGAUCUGGGUAUAUUAUGAUAGGAGAGUCCACCCUGAUAUGUGGAAUAGACAGCCAAUGGUCACCUGGACUUCCAACAUGUCAUAGACCAACCACACCUAAAACCACCACCACCACCACCACACCAUCAGUGCGUGGAUGUGAAGAACCUCAUAUUACAAAUGCGGAGAGGAUUGGAGGUACUCGACCCCCAUAUGGAUACCAGUCUUUGGUGACGUACCAGUGCAAACCUGGGUAUAAAAUGAUAGGAGAGCCCACCCUGAGAUGUGGGAGAGAUGGUCAGUGGUCACCUGAACUUCCAAAAUGUCAAGCUGAUUCUGACACAACUGGCAAUAAUGGAAAUAGCCUGGCUCUGGGGUUGGGUAUUGGUUUGACACUUGUCAUUGUUGCCCUCGUUUUCUGUGGAUGGUAUUUCUGUGGAAUCCCGUGCAUCAAGACAAAGCGAGGCUCUCGGAGCGGCAUUCCUGACAAUGUGGUUCCAAAAGAUGGAGAGGAUGUAGCACUCUAGUAAGCAUCGCGGUCCUGCUGGUCCAAUGUUGCUGGGGUUGAAAAAUGUCGGUUGAGAAGAGGAACGUCACAGGACUUGUCCUGGAAUGUACUUGUGCUGUCCACGUGCACGUGGAUGCCACAGACUGAAGAAACUCCAUGGCCAUUAGUAUCAAAAGCCGACGUGAUAUUCAGAAACCUCAACAAAUUGAGCUCAAUCCUAUGUUUAUGCUUUAAGCGGAUUCUGUAGUUAGUCCACAAUAAUCUUAAUCUUUGACAGGUCACUCAUAACUAGGUUUUUUUUCUCUAUUUUGCAUAACUCAAAUCAGUAAUGUCUGGGAUGCCUUCCCUUUCCUUGACAGCAUCACAGCAGCAUGUUUCAGUGCUGUUAUAAUGAAGGAAUGUGAUUUCAUGUUUAUCAGAAGCCUGAACGCUCUGUAUGAAUAUAAAUGUUUGCACUGUAGCUCAGAGCACAGCUCAGCCUGACCAGUAUAGCUCAGCUAUACCAGUGGCUUAAAACAAGCAAAAUCAGUUAGGAAUAUAUGCAUGCUCGACCUUAAACACAGCUGGUAGGGUUAAAUUAUUUUUGUUUAGACUAGAAACAUUCAAAAAUCAAAAGGCCUUGUUUACACCUGGUAUUAACAUGCGUUACAAUUGGAUCACAGGUGGGGAGCUCCAAGUACAGGUAUAGUGCGUUGUCAAUGCGUCCUGAGAUUUAAUCAAAUGGCUGCAUAUGGCUACAUUUUUUCAGCAGUGUGUAUAGUAUUUUGUCGCAUUGAAGGACCUUCUGCUAAGACGACAUCCUUGAUUAUCCGACUCUCCCUACCAGAUAAGUAAACUUUCUGUUGCUGCCAUUACACAAGUUAGAUGCAGUGCUGAAGGACCAUCUCUGGAGCAGCUUUCUUCCCAGCAGUCAGUUCAACAUGUGCCCAGGUAGCAAAAGCUAACACAGCAACAACUAUCAAACAAACUGACACCAACACCAAAACAGCUCGACUCUCUCUGAAACUGGUUGGGUAACGUUAGCAUGUGAUGCAGACAGAUAGCCCCGUCACUGAGUGUGUGUGUGUACGUGUGUGUAUGUGUGUGUGUGUAAGCAGACUCUUAGCAGCUAUCCCCAGUGUGGAGCUUGUGAUCUUGCAGCAUGACAAACCUCAGUCCGGUUAAAAACACAUUUGAUAUUUGCAAAACAGAAGUGAUGUUCGUGUUUAUUUGAUGUUAAGAGUGUGGAAGUAAGAGCCGAUCACAAGUGGUCACUUGAGAAGUAUGCUGAGAAGCGUUGUAAUGCCAAGUGUGAACAGACAGACAUAGCUGUCCUCUUAGGAUCGGAUCACCCAAGACGCACAUAAUACCAGGUGUAAGGACGGCCAUAGUUCAACAGUUUUAGUUUAUGCUUUAGAACACAGUGGAUUUGCCUGUAACUAUUUCGUAUAUCAGAAAUGACAACAUUUGUGUAGCUGAAAUAGUUAAUCCACCAGCAAAAUCACUCACUCAUAUAGCCGAUAAACCCGUCCUCCCAUCAUGUAGAUUCAACUUCCACCUUUCCAGAGAUAACAAAGGGAUCUAUAAAACUGUCCCAAACAUGUAGUGCCUGAGCAGAAGGCAUGCUCUUUAUGCCUUAAUGCAAAUUAUCAAGUGUUUGUUAGCUUGUUGUGUGUCAAUUGUUGUGCGUUUGUUAAUGGAGGCCUAAUUAUAGGCCUGCCUUAGCUUAAUGCUAAUGCUAAAUAAUUAGCCAUGUGUAAUGUCAUGUUGGGCACAUUGGUUUUCAUGUCCUGUAGCUUCACCAGCUUUCAAAAAAAGUUUCCCAUGACAUAAAAAUAGAAAAAUUAAGUUCUAAAUGAGUACAUUAUUUAUUUUCCUCGUAAAGAAUUGGUUUUGCAGACGUCUCUUUGCCACUGUCAGUUUGGUAUUUGUUCACCCCCACACCACCCAAAAGAAGAGGCAGACUUUAAGUAUUGAAAUACGGGCUUUGUGUCUGUGUCUUAUAAAGAUGUAUAGACUGUGAUCUUUGAAAAAAAUUGCACUUGCCUGGCUUUUUAUCUUUAUUUAUUAAAAUAAAUUUGUGUCAGAACAUUUCCAGAGUUUUGUAUGAUUUUGAGGCAGUCAGAAAAGUGCUAUUUUGGCACUAUCUUUUGUAUUAAUUAAUGAAAUAAACAUAAUCAUGGACUGUG
This is a messenger RNA of Epinephelus lanceolatus (giant grouper), 4752 nucleotides long. Its product is annotated as sushi, von Willebrand factor type A, EGF and pentraxin domain-containing protein 1-like. The record is from RefSeq and is a predicted model, not a curated record. Lineage: Eukaryota; Metazoa; Chordata; Actinopteri; Perciformes; Serranidae.